This is a messenger RNA of Trifolium pratense (red clover), 2661 nucleotides long. RefSeq names its product probable myosin-binding protein 5. The transcript has 3 exons. NCBI's taxonomy places the organism in Eukaryota, Viridiplantae, Streptophyta, Magnoliopsida, Fabales, Fabaceae. The record is from RefSeq and is a predicted model, not a curated record. Bases 632 to 2473 code for a protein of 613 amino acids.
AGUAGCAAUAAUAAAUGAAUGUCACAUGUGUUUUUAGGAGUACUAAAUUGCUUUAACAGUACAUGUCAUCAUGUCAAUCUGAUGAAUGAAUAUUUUUCUUCAUACACAAUCAUUUCCUUUUCUUUCAUCAUUUUUCUUCUUUUGUUUAUAUCUUCCUUUCUGGGUUUUUCAUCUCAAUCCUUUCUCUUCAACAAAGUUCCAAUUUUUAAUCUCAACUCACCAACCCUUUUCAAUGCUCAAACCUUCUUCAAAACUAGCAACAACAAAAAGGUUUCAACUUUAAUUUUGGGUCUGUCAAUUUCUUCAAAGCAUGAUCUUGGGUUUUUGUUUUAUUUUUCUUUUCUUCUUCAAGCUCUUCUAUCACCUACUUUGAUCUAAAUAUCUGAUUUUUCUCUUUUUUUUUCUAUUCAAUAUAGUUUUUUUGUUCUUCAUGUUUUUGUUUUUUUUGAGUAGUUUUGAUUGGGGACUUUGUGAAACUUGAAAAAGUUUAGUUUUUGCUUGUUGGGUCUUGAAAAAAUUUAGAUUUUGCUUGUUGGGUCUUGAAAAAGUUUAGUUUUUGCUUGUUGGGUCUUGUCUAUUUGAGUUUUUACUUGAGAUAUGCAUGUUGGGAUUUUGAGCUAUUUAGAAGAAAAUGGCUUUAGAGGAAAUUCAUUGUUGGAGUUUAGGAGAAAUUAUUGGAUCCUUUAUUGACCUUUUUCUAGCUUAUGUAUUACUAUGUGGAGCAACUAUUGCUUUCUUUGCUUCCAAUUUGUUUAGGUUUUUUGGACUUCUUUUGCUAUGUCCUUGUAAAGGGAUUUGUGGUUAUAGGAAUAGCAAAUAUUGUUUUCAUAAGGUAUUGUUUGAAUGGCCUUUAAAGAAGAUAUGUUCCAUUCAAGUAAUGGCGGCGCAAAGGUUUCCUUUUGAUUUGGUUUGGGUGAAGAAGGGUCAUUCUUUAGACAAUACCAAUGACAACAAAAAUGUUGUUGAUGUUAAUGAGAAAAUAUGUUAUAAUAAUGAUGGGAUUGUCGAAUUGGAAGAUGAGAGUUCGUGUUCAGGUCCGCGUUUGCUUUCGUUAAUAGAUAGGGAAAGCGUGUGUGAUGCUAAGGGAAAGAGGAUCGUGAGUUUGAAACGUAGGUCUGGAUUUCGGCGUAAGAAGAGGGGUAGUUAUGAUUGUGGAAAGAAUGAUUCGGUUAUUCGUUGUGAUAAUUUCCAAUCUGAUGUUGCAUUCACUUCAUGCUUGCCUUGUGAUGGAAGCAGUAGUAUAACUAAAGAUAGAUCCAGUCAGAGGUUAAAUCCUGCUUCAGCGAAAGAAGUUAGUGUGCACUACAAUGAAGAUGACCGAACUUGCCAUGACAUGGACGAAAAAACCUGUCACAGUUAUGAAUUUAUUGCAUCGAUGGUUGAUAGUCCGCGACAGGAAAUAUAUUCAUCCUUUUUGGAGCACUACACAAGUACUGCACAAGCCAAUGUUCAGAUUGUUGGAAAUGAAGACAAGCGUAUCAAGAUGUUGGAAAAUGCGCUCGAAGAAGAGAAAGCUGCUUAUGCUUCUCUUUAUCUAGAGCUAGAGAAGGAGAGAGCUGCAGCUGCUUCUGCUGCUGAUGAAGCCAUGGCUAUGAUAUCACGUCUGCAAGAGGAGAAAGCGUCGAUGGAAAUGGAAAUGAGACAAUACGAGAGGAUAAUUGAAGAAAGAGUUGCUUAUGAUGAAGAAGAGAUGAAUAUUAUGCAAGAGAUUCUUAUAAGAAGGGAAAAGGAGAAUUUCUUUUUGGAAAAGGAACUUGAAAGUUAUAGGCAAAUGGGUCUGACAGAAAGUUACGAGUCAAAUUCGAAGUCGGCGGAGGUGCGGCUUAAUGAAUGGAAAUUAAAGUCACCGCUUUCAUUUGAAACAUAUGAUGAGCCACCACGAACAGAAAGCGCCGUAUCGAAUGUUAAGAAAGAGCAGGAGAAAAACAACGAACACAAGGGUCAAGUGUGUUAUGAUACUGAGUCUGAUGUUCUUGACGUCCAUGUAAUUGAUGACAACACAAAACAUACAGAAAAGGAAAUUGAAAAUUUAAUUAGCUCUUCGUAUAGUACUCUUUCAGAUAAACCGACAAAUACACUCCUUGAUUUUGGAAGUUGUCCAUGCACGAGCAAUACCGAGAGUGAUAACAAUAUCAAGGACUCAAAAUGCAAAUCUCUGCCUUUCGAUUCUGAUAGUGAUUCGUUGUUUUCGGUUCAUAAUGAAAAGGUAAGGAUUGACAAUGAGAUUGAAAUUCUUGGAGAAAGACUGAGGACGGUGCAACAUGAAAAAGAAAAAUUGACUUUGUUUGCAGAGAAAGGAGAAAAUGAAAAAGGUCAGUUGAAGCUUUUGGAGGAGAUAGCAAACCGUCUUCAACAAAUUAAACACUUAAGGAACCCUUCACGCGGGGCAUCCUUGCCACCGUCAUGGCCUAAGGUGAGCGAUCGGAAAAGACGCUGUCAAAGUGUGUCUUGGGAGACAUGUGAAAGCUGCUAAAUCAUGUAGAAGUUUUUUUUAAUUGUCACGAGGUUUGUGCCUUGGUCUUCAUAGCCAAUCAUUCUUGGCAACUUGUAAAUCACCUGUCAAAUACCUCUUGUAGUCCCUAGAAUUCAUCACUCCUUCCUUGACCUUGUUGUAUAUUUGAGAACAUUUUUAGUAUUGUAAAUGGAUGUUGUGUCAUCAUA